AUGCCCAGAGGACGAGGAAGAGGAAGAGGAAGAGGAAGACGAGGAAGGGGGCGACCCCGUCGUAGAGAAGUAGGACGAGGUGUGGCAGUAGGGGGCCCACCUCAAGAAAGAUCAGAGACUGGGCCGGUAACAGUUACGCCGCCCCCAGUCUUACCGCCAGUUGAGCUACCUCCUCAAGCUCCACUACAAGCUGAGCCUCCACCACCAGUAGAAGCCCCACCCCAGCCUACCCUACCACUCCAAGUCGCACCUGAAGCUGCACCCCCAAUGGGUGGAGUAGAUGCUAAUACUAGGUUAAUGUGUGACUCGAUCCAAGCCCUAAUUCAAACCUUAGUAACCAAUCAACAAGCCAGUCUACAACAGGCCCAGGAACAAGCCCAAGCACAGGCCCAGGCACAGGCGUUGGCACUGGCACAAGUACAGGCACAGGUACAGGCCCAGGCACAGGCACAGGCACAGGCACAGGCCACUGCUCAGGCCAAUCCCCCAGUAAACCCUCCACAACCUGUUAGAUGUUCAAACUGGAUAAGGGAUUUCAAGAGAUACGACCCUCGACCAUUCACUGGUUCCCUAGUAGACCCCAUAGAAGCCCAAAUGUGGAUUGCAGCGGUGGAAACCACCUUUGAGACUAUGGAGUGCCCAGAGAACCAAAAGGUCGCCUGUGCAACCUUCGUCCUACAAAAGGACGCAGAGAUAUGGUGGAGAGAUAACAAGACCCUUCUUAACCCAGAAGGGGGACCAAUGAACUGGGAACGAUUUAAGGAGGCCUUCCUUAAAGAAUAUUAUCCUAAGUCAGAGCGACUUAAAAAGCAGCAGGAGUUCGCCCACCUGGUACAGGGCGGACUCACAGUGGAGAGGUACAACCGAGAGUUCAAUAGACUCAAGAGAUUCGCACCGUCCAUGGUGGACACUGAGGAAAAGAUGACAGAGAAAUUUGUAUUGGGUUUGGUACCAAGAAUCCGCCGCAUGUUGGAGGCGUUCAACCCAAAGACCUAUGAGGAAGCCUUGAGAACUGCCAAGGCUUUAGAGAAACCAAAGGAUGAGAAACGGCGUGAAGAGCGAGUUAUAAUUGGGCAGAAGCGUCCUCAUGAAUCAGGAGGCUCUGACCGUCCACCACCAGCACAUAGGCACCGAACCCCAGGAAUCAGGAUGGGGCCAGAGGGAGGAGAGAGGAAGGGUGCACUAUCUGUGGAAGACUACACGGUGGGAGGUGCAUGGCUGGCAGCCGAGCGUGUUAUAGGUGUGGCCAAGAGGGGCACAUCGCCGUGA
Molecule: messenger RNA, 1269 nt
Organism: Cucurbita moschata (crookneck pumpkin)
Lineage: Eukaryota; Viridiplantae; Streptophyta; Magnoliopsida; Cucurbitales; Cucurbitaceae
Exons: 2
Coding region: 1-1269 (422 amino acids)
Source: RefSeq, a predicted model, not a curated record